Messenger RNA from Trichoderma atroviride IMI 206040, 526 nucleotides. RefSeq lists its product as uncharacterized. The record is from RefSeq and is a predicted model, not a curated record. Lineage: Eukaryota; Fungi; Ascomycota; Sordariomycetes; Hypocreales; Hypocreaceae.
CCUCAACGCAGCGUCAACAAUAGCAAUGGCAUUCGUUAUUGGCCUUAUUGCAGCAGCCACCCGAAUCCUGUCCAGCGAUGACAGCAGCAGCCCGGGCUACAACGGCAACGGCCAUAGCUACAACAACAAUCGCAGGCACAACAAUGCUCCCCGUGCCGCAUCUGCGGCUGGUCGCCGUGCAGACCGCCGUACGGAUCGAAUCGCGAGCCGGGCCUCGGACGCCGCCACGGCCAUGUCCCCGAUGAGCUCUGGCUCUGGCUCUCGCUCAGCAGCGCCAGCACCUCCACAGCCGACACCGCCUUGUAUGAACCAUGGCGAGGGCCCAGCGCCAAGGGGCGUGUACCAUUCCUCAGAGGCACGGGGGUCCAUGGCCGGCUCUUACAGAGACCAAGUGCCUGCGGGAGCGCCUGAGGGCUACCGAUGGAGGGACGAGCAGAGCUACAACCGGCCGGUGAGCCAAAGAGGCAGAGACAGAGACCUGGGAGCAGGUGCGGGCUCAUCUGUGAAUGACUUGCCGCCCUAUUGA